AGGUUAUAAACUAUCAACCGUUUGAAGUCAGAAGGACAUCAAUUUAAUUUUGUAGCAAUUGGUGGUUAUUUAAUUAUUAAAAUAGGAAUAUCCACUCAAGCUGUUUAGUAUUUCUUAUUUUUACUUUUAUAUAUAUGUAUUUUUAUGCAAGAGUAGAGCUGAAUUGUAACAAAGUAUUAUUAUAUUUUAUUGCCAAAUAGAUUUGUUUGCCAGUAGAAUCAUGGAAUCAAACAUUAUACUAAGAUUGGACACUGAAUAAGAUCCUACAGACAUAAACAUGGAACAAAAUUUAACUCCAGAACAGAAGGCUAGAAUUGAGCUGAAUCGAAAACUUGCUCUUGAAAAAAGAGCAGCAAGACUUGCUGCACACACGUCUCAGUCGCCUGUACAGAGUUCAGCAGCUGGUGGAAGUUUAGCAGGUUCUUCAAGUAGCCUUCAGACAACACCAAGGAUCAGUGCCACACUGCCUGGCACUUCAACUAACAAGCCUUUUAAUAGAAAUGUCUCCAAUGUAUCUGAUUCUUUAUCUGUUAUCAAUAAGUGUAAUUCUCCUUUGACGAAACAUUCUCUACAUGCUUCCUCAACACACCAAAAAAUUUCAAAUUCUCCUAGUAACGUGAAUACUAACUAUCCACCUCUGGAUGUAAAUUAUUCUAAGUCAAACAAUUCUGUUAAAAACUCAAGCAGUGCUCAAAGCUCACUGAAAAUUGAUGUUAACUCAAUCUAUGUACAAUCAAAACCGAUCAAUCCAAUUUGUGGAGUUUGUAGAUUGAUAUCUAAAGAACGGUUCACAGUUGAUAUAGCAUUUCAUCAACCAACAAUUGAUUUGUUUCGAUCAAUAAAAGGAAAAGAAUAUGAUUCAAAAACAAGAUUGUGGACGUUUCCUGUGUCAGAAUAUUCUAAUCUCAAAAAGUCAGUGGGUAUUUUGAAACCUCAUGUUGUUAUUGGAGAUUUACCAAAAUGUGUAGUGGAGACUUUUAUAACUAAGGCCAAAAACUUCCAACAAGACAUCAAUAAGGUGGACAUAUCCAGGGUGGAUGAAAACUUACUCAACACCAUAUACCCAUUCCAGAUGGAAGGAAUAAAGUUUGGUGUGUCUAGAGGUGGAAGGUGUUUAAUUGCUGAUGACAUGGGCUUAGGGAAAAGUAUCCAAGCCCUUGGAAUUGCAGAUUAUUAUCGCUCCGACUGGCCUUUGUUGAUCGUUUGCCCUUCCUCUAUGAGGUUUCAGUGGGAAGAAGAAAUAAGAGUACGGCUGCCGAACUCAGUGCCUUUGCAUCGCAUUUUCGUGAUGACAUCAGGAAAAGAUAAUGUGGAUGGAGCACAAGUUCUUAUUCUAUCAUAUGAUCUCCUAUCAAAAAAGAGAGACGUAAUAAAGAAAAUGGGUUUUGGAGUUAUCAUUUUGGAUGAAAGUCACUGUAUUAAAAGCAUGAAGACUCAAAGAGGAAAGACAGCUUUGGAAAUGACUCAGCAGUGUAAAAGAGUAAUUUUGCUGAGUGGUACUCCAGUGUUGUCUCGACCAGCCGAACUUUACACCCAGAUAAGAGCUGUUGACCCGUCAGCCUUCCCAUACUUCAAGGACUAUGGAAUACGAUAUUGUGCUGGGGUCCAAAGCAGAUUUGGCUGGGACUUUUCUGGGUCAAGCAACAUGGAGGAGUUAAAAAUACUUUUGGAGACUCGCUUCAUGAUCCGCAGGUUGAAAACUAAUGUGCUUACUCAACUGCCAAGCAAAAUCAGACAAGUGAUAGUGUUGAACAGUAAGUCACUGGGCAAGAGCAGCCAGUCAAUGGACGCGUUUGCUCUCAAACUUCAAUCAUCCAGUUUGAAAGGUAGCGAACGUCACGGCACUCUGCUCUCUUACUUCUCAGAGACUGCCAAAACCAAAUCUAAUGCGGUCUGUGAAUACAUCGUAGAUGUGCUACAAGACAAUAGAAAAUUUCUGUGCUUUGCCCAUCAUGGAGAAAUGUUGGAUGCUAUUUGUAACACACUGGAACAAAACCAAACUUUUUAUAUCCGGAUAGAUGGAACAGUAUCAGCAGAAGACAGGAAGAUGUUGUGCGAUAAGUUUCAGUAUGAAGACAAAUGGAAGGUUGCGGUUCUGUCAAUAAAAGCUGCCAACACUGGACUUACACUCACAGCAGCACAGAUGGUCAUCUUCGCAGAACUUUUCUGGAAUCCUGGAGACCUGGCCCAGGCUGAGGAUCGAGCACAUCGUAUAGGCCAAGAGGACUGUGUGGUUGUCAAGUAUCUGAUAGCCAAAGGCACAGCAGACGACUACUUGUGGCCUCUCAUACAAAGCAAACUGGAAAUACUCAAUAAAGCUGGUCUUAGCAAAGACAGCUACAUUUCAGCUGAUACAAAAUGCAUCGGAACACCGGACAGUAAAAGUGCAACCCAAACAAAGAUUGAUGACUUUUUUGAAAAUCCAUUUGAUGAUGAAGAUGAUAGUGACUUACUACAAGUAAUGGAUGAAAUUGAUGGCGUUCAGGAGAAGAAGAUAAAACUGGACUGUUGAUGUUCAAGAUAUCUUUGUUACUCCAGAUACAAAACUGAUUCACUGUUACAACAAUUUGAUACUUUGUUAAAUUUCUGAAUUGGAAUUGAUUAUAUUCUUUAAAAUACAUGCAGAUUGCUAUGUUAAAUAAUAUUUUGAUGUUGUAAAUUAUGGAAUAUUGAAGGAAAUAACCUUAACUAUUUUGUCAUUUUUGUAAAAAAAUCUUUUAUCUGUGGAAAUGAUAUCUACUGAGUUUUAUUAGUAAAUAAGUAAUAGAAGAAUAAAGUAGAACAAAUGUACAAAAAAAGUAAUGAAACAAAUAAUAACAAAAUCUUUAAAAAGAUUUACGUGUGUAAAUAUGCUCUAAGAUUUAUGGUACAAUUGUGUAUUGAUUCUAGUCUUUUACACCUGAAAAAAAUUAAUAUUAAGAAAUAUACUUGAAUUUAUAAAAUCUUACAUAUUACUUCGAAAUAAAAAUAAAUUUAAACACACAUUUAUUAAACAAAAUAUUAAUACAAUUUUGGUUGCAUACAUCUUUUAUUAGAUAUAUUUUUUUGAUUUAAAAAAUAUUGUAUAGUGUUUAGUUUUUAUCUCGGAUUUCUUGAUUAGUUCAUUUCUGUCUUUUGAUUUGUAUUCCAUUAACGAAUCUCACUGUUAAUAUAUAUAUUUAUAAAUAAUUCUGAAUCAGAUUUAGAGAUAUCUUCACUGUUGUGUGCGAUAAAACACAACAGUAAAGACAUCUUUACUUGUGUUGUGGUUGGCUUUCUAGGUAAGAGUUCUGUGUGCAACAGUGUUUGUAGAAAUUCACAGAUUGUGUUUUACAUACUUGUUAAUAUUUUUAUCUCUUUUUGUACUGUAAAAUAUUUAGGAUUUAUGAAUGAAUGAUAAUUUGUCAUGUGUUAAAUGUAUAUUGUUAUGUAAAUAAAAUAUAUUUUUCUAUUGAGA
This is a messenger RNA of Homalodisca vitripennis (glassy-winged sharpshooter), 3436 nucleotides long. RefSeq names its product SWI/SNF-related matrix-associated actin-dependent regulator of chromatin subfamily A-like protein 1. Lineage: Eukaryota; Metazoa; Arthropoda; Insecta; Hemiptera; Cicadellidae. Gene Ontology annotation, molecular function: ATP-dependent chromatin remodeler activity; ATP binding. Gene Ontology annotation, biological process: replication fork processing; DNA repair. The transcript is spliced from 13 exons. The coding region runs from base 278 to 2512 and encodes 744 amino acids. The record is from RefSeq and is a predicted model, not a curated record. Gene Ontology annotation, cellular component: nuclear replication fork.